Messenger RNA from Lachancea fermentati, 1197 nucleotides. The record is from the annotation of a GenBank genome assembly. NCBI's taxonomy places the organism in Eukaryota, Fungi, Ascomycota, Saccharomycetes, Saccharomycetales, Saccharomycetaceae.
AUGCUGUACUCUAGCGUGGAAGAGUACGAUCUGCUAGACAACAGACUCAUAUUCGUUUCAGAGCCCGAGAAAGAGAACGGGCCCGCACAGAUGCAGAUGCAGACACAGACACAGAAGCUCGCUACGGCGCAGCGCGAGCGCCAGUCCGAGCUUGGCGAGCCCACCAUGCUGCUGCAGGACGCGGAUUUGGAUCCCGUGCUCAGCUUGUACUACCCAAUGGCCACGGCGGGGCCCGCGGUUGAAACCCCGGGCAACUCGAACUCGAGCGUGCUGUCGUUCUCGACCACGUCCUCGGGCCCGCUGUUCAGCCAAACCUCGCUGUACGACAUGGAUUUCUACGCGGCCGGCUUCGCCGGCCGCUCUGCCAGCGUCGAUACCGACGUGGGCUUCGGCGUGCUGGCACGAGACCCAUUGAUGUCCUACACCGCUGGAGAGCUGAGCACGUCGCUGGACAGGGGCCAGUCCGACAGCCCGCUUCUCAGUGCAGGCGAUGUGAUGGACGUGGGCAGCCUCGCGGGCACAGCUACUGGCACCGUCGUGCACGUGCCAGAGCACGUGCGCGCUACUGCGCAGGGCAUCAUAGACGCUGGAGACACGGACGCUGAUGUGGACGUGCACGGCGACGGCGACGGCGAUGGCGAAUACGACGCCAGUGAGGAUAUCAGUGAUUCCGAGCCCCACCCCAAGGUCCCUCGCCAGCGCCGUUUCUCCUCGCGCACAUCUUCUUCAAGCACACUCGCAUCGGCCUACGGCUCCUCAAGUAAGAAAGUCUCGGACUCGAGACUCUCGGCGCAGGGCCUGGCGGAGGUUCUCAACCUGGACUCCGCGGAAGAAGCGCUGCGUCGUGAACGGUUCAUACUCGACAUUUUCGAGCGUGAGCUCCAUUACCCAUUGGGCUACAAGACGUGGGUCCGUGAUACCUCGAAGGAGUACCGUACCCAGCUGCUCGAUCAGUUGCACUCGCGCGUCGUCAAGACGUACCCGGAGUACGACAAGCCCGUUCUCGAGACAAUCAUCAGGAGAGCGACAUAUUACAUGAUGCAGAGCCGGCUUAGAAGAGAGCGCAGGGCAAAGGCAAAGUUAAAGCGCGACCAAGACAAAAAAAAUGACUCCAAGAGACGUAGCACUACCAGCAGGAACUCCAAGUUAGGACUGACACGUUACGGGGGCUCUUCGGGUACCACGUUUAUGAUGUAG